GAAGUUCGUCCUAGUCUCGGCACUCACGAGGAUCGAGCUGCGCUCUGGAGUAAUAUGGACGUGAUUGACUGUUUUGCUACCGACCAUGCUCCUCAUAGCCCGUUGGAAAAGUCAAAUACCAAUGGUCAAGCCUUUCCAGGAUUUCCAGGGCUCGAGUCAGCCCUUCCGUUGUUACUUACUGCGGUCAACCAGAGCCGCCUUACCCUCGAUGACCUAGUUUCUCGCCUCUUUACGAAUCCUCGCCGAAUAUUUGGUCUACCACUAACCAACAGCGCUGGUGGUAAGAAGACUUCCGUUUAA
Protopolystoma xenopodis is the source of this 300-nucleotide messenger RNA. NCBI's taxonomy places the organism in Eukaryota, Metazoa, Platyhelminthes, Monogenea, Polystomatidea, Polystomatidae. The record is from the annotation of a GenBank genome assembly.